AUGGCAUUAUUCCUCAUUCUUUUGUUGCUCUUUGCAACCACAAUACUUGCGCAGAUUCCGCGUCCGGCAGCACAAUGCUCUGGAUACCGCGCGACCAAUAUCCAUGAGGAUGUGUCCUACAUGACUGCUGACCUCAUUCUCAUCGACAACUGCAGUUUGCACAGCAAAGACAUUCAAAACUUGCGGUUACUCGUUGAGUACCAGACCGAAGCUCGGCUGCAUGUCUUGAUAGAGGAUGCCCAAAAGGAGGUGUAUCAAGUCCAGGAACACGUUCUGCCUCGGCCCAAGACCCAAAACGUAACUGCAAAUGACGCUGCCCUCAAGUUCAGCUUCACCCAGGACCCGUUCACCUUCAAUAUCACAAGACCCUCUACCGGUGACGUCUUAUUCGAUACAUCAGAUUCACCACUGAAUUUUGAGUCGCAGUAUGUGCGGGUCCGGACCAGCCUCCCGCAGAAUCCCAACCUUUAUGGCCUGGGUGAACACUCGGAUGAUUUUCGGCUGCCCACCAGCGGGUAUAGACGCACAUUCUGGAACGCCGAGUCUCCCUUCAUCCCAAAUCAUGCGAAUUUGUACGGAAGUCAUCCGGUGUACUUUGACCACCGGGGUGAGUCAGGGACGCAUGGUGUAUUCCUCCUCAACUCCAACGGGAUGGACAUUAUCAUCGACAAGACGGAGUCAGGGCAACAGUAUUUGGAGUACAACGCCAUCGGGGGUGUGCUGGACUUUUACUUCGUGGCCGGACCACAGCCGGCUGAAGUAAGCAAGCAGUAUGCCGAAAUCGUUGGCUUGCCUGCCAUGAUGCCGUACUGGACCUUUGGCUUCCAUCAGUGCAAGUACGGCUGGUCCACCAUUGACCACGUGGCUGAGGUUGUGGCCAACUACUCAGCCGCCGGCAUCCCUCUGGAGGUAGUGUGGGGGGAUAUUGACUACAUGGAAGAGAAACGGGACUUCAGUACCGACCCCUCGCGCUACCCCCUGGAUAGGGUCCGCGCACUUGUUGACAACCUGCAUCAAAACAACCAGCAUUACAUUCAGAUCCUCGACCCGGGCAUCCGACGGCUUGACAGCUACGGCCCCUACACACGUGGUGCAGAGAAGCGCGCUUUCCUUCGCGCCUCUGACGGCUCGUUCUACCGUGGCAUGCAAUGGCCCGGCGAGGUAGUCUGGCCGGACUGGUUCACCCCUGGCACGCAAGACUGGUGGACCUCGGAGAUCCUCUCCUUCUACAACCGCUCCACCGGCAUCGACGUGGACGGUCUUUGGGUAGACAUGAACGAAGCCUCCAACAUGUGCGGUGACAUGAACUGCCUCACCUCCGCCUCCACCAUCAUCACCACCGCCGUCGGCAAAAACCCGCACCAACCUCCUCCCCUUCCACCCCACCACCGCCGCCAAACCACUCCCCCCCGAAAAACAGGCCACAAGCUCGGCCUCCCCGACCGCGACCUCCUCUCGCCCACCUACCCCAUCGCCUCCCACCGCGGCCCGCUCUCCGCCUUCACACUCUACACCAACGUCACCAACGCCGACGGCUCCCACCAAUACGACACGCACAACCUUUACGGCAGCAUGAUGUCGGCGGCCACGCGGCGCGCCCUCCUCACCCGCACCCCCCGCAAACGCCCGUUCGUCCUCACGCGCUCCACCUUCGCCGGCGUAGCCGCGCACGCGGCGCACUGGUUCGGCGACAACGCCUCAACGUGGGACCACUACCGCACAGCGAUCCGGCAGCUGCUGGGCGCGGCGGCCGUGCAGGCCAUGCCGAUGGUGGGGUCGGACGUGUGCGGGUUCAAUGGGGAAGCCGAGGAAAAGAUGUGCGCGCGCUGGGCGCUGAUGGCCGCGUUCCAGCCGUUUUACCGCAAUCAUGCUGAUGUGUCCGCGCCCGAUCAGGAGUUUUACAGGUGGCCGUUGGUGGGGGAGGCCGCGAGGAAGGCGGUGGGGGUGAGGUAUCGGUUGUUGGAUUAUUUGUAUACGGCGAUGUGGAGGGCGAGUGAGCAGGGGAGGGCGGUGGUGAGUCCGUUGUGGUUUGGGUAUCCGGGGGAUGAGGCCACGUGGGGCGUGCAGACGCAGUGGUUUUUGGGGGAGGCGCUGUUGGUGAGUCCCGUGGUGGAUGAUGACUCGCAGACGGUGAGGUAUUAUCUGCCGAAGGAUGUGUGGUAUGACUUUUGGACCGGGGAGAAGGUGGUGAGUGCGGGGGAGAUGAAGAGGGUCGAGGGGGUGGCGUGGACGGACAUCCCCGUGCAUAUAAAAGGGGGCAGCAUCGUGCCGAUGAGGGCCAACUCGGCGAAUACCACGGCAGAGCUGCGGAAGCAGAACUUUGUCAUCACGGUUGCGCCGGGGGCGGAUGGGACGGCUCGAGGCGAGUUGUAUCUCGACGAUGGGGAGAGCCUGGAUGUUGGGGACAAAAAGUCGGUAAUCACGAUGAAUUGGAAUGGGAAGGCCGUUGAAGCAAGCGGCACGUUUGGCUACGACACGGAUGUCGUUGUCGAAAGGGUGGUGGUGCUUGGCGACGGAGGAUCGAGGACUCAGGAGGGACCUUGGGGGCUGCGCAAGGCCUUUACCUUGCACCUUUAG
This is a messenger RNA of Chaetomium globosum CBS 148.51, 2577 nucleotides long. RefSeq lists its product as uncharacterized. NCBI's taxonomy places the organism in Eukaryota, Fungi, Ascomycota, Sordariomycetes, Sordariales, Chaetomiaceae. Gene Ontology annotation, molecular function: carbohydrate binding; hydrolase activity, hydrolyzing O-glycosyl compounds. The record is from RefSeq and is a predicted model, not a curated record. Bases 1 to 2577 code for a protein of 858 amino acids. The transcript is spliced from 2 exons. Gene Ontology annotation, biological process: carbohydrate metabolic process.